CGGAAGUACUUGUUGUGAAGCAAGUCAGAAGUGACCCGGUGAUUGUGUGGAGAUUUUUGCCAUCAGUCUGAUGUGAAGGUUUUAUUCUUGCCAACAUUACAGGAAACACAUUAUGCCACAAACUCUGCCUUUAGAUCAAAUACAGCUACCUGUACCUGAUAAAAGAACUGGGAAAACCCAACUCUUGCCAGCAUUGCACCCAAGCCGGAAAAAAGAUCGUCACUUUGUGUUGUACAAGCCACCACCUCAAGAUGGCACACCAGUUCUGGUGGAAGAAUUUCUAGAGCGUGCAAAUUUCAUUGCUAAUGAUCUGGAUUGGUUACUAGCACUUCCUCAUGAUAAAUUUUGGUGUCAGGUGAUUUUUGAUGAAACUAUGCAGAAAUGUUUGGACUCUUUCUUGCAUUAUACACCUCGUCAGUAUGAUGAAUUUGUAAACCCAAACCCAGCCAUAGAAGAGGUGCAAAAACAUCUCCAUCGCAGUGUUUUUAUGAUCUUUCUCAGGAUGUCUACCCACAAGGAAUCCAAAGAACACUUUAUUACACCUGAAGCUUUUGGAGAAAUAAUCUAUGAUGGUUUUCUCUUUGACAUCCCAAAGAUCUUUGACUUGUGUGUAAUAUUUGGAAAAGGAAAUGCUGCUCUCCUUAAGAAGAUGAUUGGAAACAUUUUUAAUCAACAACCAAAUUACUUUAAUGAUCUGAAUGAAACGGUGCCCACAAUUCUCCAGGUAUUUAGUAGUAUUUGUGACAAGUGUGGCUUAAGAUUGGAAAAUCAUUCACAAAGGCCUCAGAAGAUUGAUGCACAAACCAAAGUUUCACUCAUGGAUAUGCCUGUACAGGAAUUUAAGGAUAUUUUGCUGUAUCUAUGUGAUACCUGUACUACACUUUUUGCAUUCUUGGAUAUCUUUCCUGAAGCUAGUAGGACAAUGCAAAAGCAUGAUUUUAUUCAUAGGUUAGCCUCAUUUUAUGAAGUAAUUGUCCCUGAACUAGAAAGUGCAAUCAAAAAGAGACGAUUCGUUGAAACUAGUUUACAGGAAAAUUUAUGGAAGAGGCUUUCUCACUCAAGGAAAAAAAUGAUUGAAGCUUUUCAUUGUAUCAUUAACAAUAUGUGCCUUCAACCUAUUCUAGAAAAUGGAUCUGAUAAUAUUCUGCCUUUCAUAGAAGAUUUCCUUCAGAUCUUUACAGCUCUGCUACACCAGAAGCGGUUUCUGACAGACUAUGAUGAACAAUUUCCAGUGGCUGAUGAUAUCAGCCUUCUACAACAGGCAUUUCCGGUGCUUGAUGAAACUAGAACAUCGUACAUCAUCAAAGCUGUUGACAGUGCCUGGGAAGCUAGUGGUAGGAGCAAGCCUACCUUUGCCACUGGAAAUACUCAUGUUUCACACGCCUCUGAUAGCAAUGAGGUUUCAGCUGUAAAUGGUGAAACAGAUCAAGAACUUAAACAGCCUGGAUAUGAAAAUGAUGACUAUUGUGCAGGUGCAACAGCUGCCAAAAUAACAGGAGUCGAGCUGGAAUCUUUAAUUUCUCAGGUGAAGGACAUUCUACCACACCUUGGUGAAGGCUUCGUUCUUGAAUGUCUGGAAGAAUAUAAUUACGAAGCUGAAAAAGUAAUUAAUGAUAUCCUUGAAGAUAAAAUAGCACCUUCCCUUCGCAAGCUAGACAGAACUCUUCAGAGGCAGGUGAAAAAAGAACAGGAAUCGAUUCUGUCAGCACGGCAAAAUGUAUUUGACCAUGAUGAGUUUGAUGUCUUCAGCAAAACUUCUGUGGACAUGUCCAAAAUAUGGAAAGGAAAGAAAAAAGGGAAAGAGGGAACAACGUUGCUUGACGAUAAGAUGCACAUUGCACAGCAAAGGGAAAGAUAUAAUGCCUACAGUAUAGUAGUCGAAAAAGCACCAGUAGAAGACGGAGUCCAGUUUUAUGCAGGCGACUAUGAUGAUGAAUAUGAUGAUACUUAUGAUGGCAACCAAGUAGGAGCAAAUGAUGUGGAUUCAGAUGAUGAACUAGUCAGUAGAAGACCAUUUACAACCCCUCGAAUCUUAAGACAAAAAGAGGAUGAGGAGGAAGAUGAUGAUGAAUCUGAAGAGGAAGUACCAAAGGAGGAAAUUCCAAAGAGAGAUCUGUUUGUACAGGACCCAGCAUUGCUGAGGGAAAGAGCAGAGGCAAGACGUGCUACCUUUAAUGCCAGAAGAGGGUUCAAACAUGACAAUAGCACUGUUGUGGGAAAUGCAAGGGGCCAAGGGCAAUCAAAAGAAACACUAAUGGAGAGAAGAAAGAAAGAGGCUAAUAAAUCCCUUCGAUCUAAUCAUAAUCGGCGAUCACUUGCAGAUAGGAAGAGGAACAAAGGAAUGAUUCCAUCUUAAAUCUUUUUCACAUCUUUCCCUCCAUCACAAACAUGCUUGCCUCCAGUGGCCACUUCCAGCUAGUAAAAUUUCCUUUCUCAAGCAAGAAUAGCCAAACGUGAUGCACAGUAAGGCAUGUCCAUUUUUCUCCUCAGAAAAAAAAUGUUCAAUCUGAAAUAUUUCACCUCAUAAUUUCUCAUACCAGUUGACCAAUUUGUCUUCUGUUGGUGUGCAGUUUGAUUGAAAAGUCCAAACAACUGAAAUAAACAUUGAUACAGUUAGAUUAUCAGC
Hemiscyllium ocellatum (epaulette shark) is the source of this 2626-nucleotide messenger RNA. RefSeq names its product activating signal cointegrator 1 complex subunit 2 (gene ascc2). The transcript has 19 exons. Bases 113 to 2356 code for a protein of 747 amino acids. Gene Ontology annotation, molecular function: ubiquitin binding. Lineage: Eukaryota; Metazoa; Chordata; Chondrichthyes; Orectolobiformes; Hemiscylliidae. The record is from RefSeq and is a predicted model, not a curated record. Gene Ontology annotation, biological process: regulation of DNA-templated transcription.